ACCACUUACGCGCAUUCUCCGCUCACGAUGGAUGCUCUUAAGACUGAGAUUGCCCACAAGCGCAAGAAUUUGCAGGAGCUGUCUGUGGAGCGGCCAACAAAAUACAUGCGACGCGGUGACAUUGAGCGUUUGAAACAAGGACAAGAACGCAAAGCUAGAGAAGAGAAGGAGGCUAAAGAGCGAGAAGAGAAAGAGAGAAAGGAGAGCGAGAAGCUAGCAAUAUUUAAUGUCAAGGGCAAGAGCCCCCCGCGUUGCACUACUCACUCACCUAAACCGGAAGGACAAGAUUCGGCAUCACUAGACCCUCUAUCCUCUACUACGUUCAACAUCUCCAACGAGGAGUGCAUCCGUCGACUUCGCGCCAAGGGCCAGCCCAUCCGCCUGUUUGGCGAAUCCGACAGGGACCGUCGCUUACGACUUCGCGCUCUUGAGCUCAUCGAAGAGAAAGAACACGAACGACACGGCGGCCAGAACGACUUCAAGAAAGCGCUUGAAGAUGUCGAGAUUCGCGCACAGCAGGAGUUGGCCGAGAAGGAGCAGAAGAAGGAGGGAAGGGAAGGAGGGAAAGACAUCGGCGUGGAAAUCCUUGACUUAAGUCUUGUAAAGACGGAUCCCGACAGGCUCUACCCGGUCAUCUACUAUGCGCUUAAGAGGACGUUAAAGGAAUGGGAGGAGUGGAUGGAUGAGCGGCCAGAGUUGGUGAAGAGAGCAACCCAAGGCAAGCUUGCCGCUGCCACUCAGCGCCAGUCUGCAGAGUACCUCAAGCCACUCUUCAAGCUGCUUCGUUCAAGGUCGCUUCCUGCGGACAUGCUUGCUCGCAUCGCUGAAAUUGUUCACUACAUGCAAAAGCGCCAAUAUCAGAAAGCCAAUGACUCAUACUUGCGCUUGUCCAUCGGCAAUGCCCCUUGGCCAAUCGGAGUAACCAUGGUUGGCAUUCAUGAACGUUCAGCCCGGGAAAAGAUAUCUGCAGAUCAAGUUGCUCAUGUGUUGAAUGAUGAAGUUAGUCGCAAGUAUAUCCAAUCACUCAAAAGGCUCUUGACUUUCUCACAGACUAAAUACCCUCCAAAUGAUGUUACACAGCUCAUGGGCUAGUUAUAUCUCAUUGCUUGAGAUCAUAUUUUUUGACCAGGCCCUUGUCUUACUCAGCUCUAUAUGUUGUAUUCAUACAUAGGAUAUUUCAUGGUUGAC
Molecule: messenger RNA, 1188 nt
Organism: Phanerochaete carnosa HHB-10118-sp
Lineage: Eukaryota; Fungi; Basidiomycota; Agaricomycetes; Polyporales; Phanerochaetaceae
Exons: 6
Coding region: 28-1092 (354 amino acids)
Biological process (GO): RNA splicing; generation of catalytic spliceosome for second transesterification step
Cellular component (GO): U2-type post-spliceosomal complex; U4/U6 x U5 tri-snRNP complex; U5 snRNP
Source: RefSeq, a predicted model, not a curated record